CCGUGUGGUCUGCUAAUAGAAUCAAGGCCACACCACAUUUUGGCCUCCCGAGCCGGAUCUCAAUUAAGAUUGAGAGUUUCUACAAGUUGCCGAUUCAGAAUCUAAGUACUAAUUUACAAGUAUAUAUAUAUUUGCAUUUACCGGAUAUCGAGGUAAGAUUAUUAUAUUUCCAAGUUUCUUAUAUAAUCUUAAAAAUGCCGCCCAAGAGUGUAUCUGCCAGUGCUGAAGUCGCACGACUAAUUUCAAAACGAGAAAUGUAUUUUUCCAUUAUACAGAAGACGUAUGACUUGAGCAGAGAUGUGGAAGAUGCGUCAAGCAAGCAACAAUUCUGUACGAACCUGGUAAUGUUAGAUAACAUUCGAGAUCAAUUCAUAAAACUUACCGACGAUAUUAAUAAAUUAAACGCGUUGGAAAAUCCCAGUUUCGUACCGGAUUAUGCUGCCCUUCUAUCCGUGGAACAAUUAUACGCGGAGAUAAAAUAUAUUGAAAAAACUAUUUCUGCUGUAAAUAAUACUUUCUCUUUUACAAAAAGUGAAGAUUCCCCAUCUAAAUUUAUUUCAAAAUCCCGUCUACCAACAAUUGAAAUACCCGAAUUUGCGGGUGAUUUAAAAAAAAUGGCCGCUAUUUUACGAAACAUUUAAAACACUUAUACACGAGAAUCCCGAGAUUGAUAUUAUAUCCAAAUUUCAUUAUUUAAUGGGCGCAUUAGAAGGCCCAGUAAUGAAAAUUUUCAAUACUAUAUUACCUACCGCCAAUAAUUAUUCAAUUUUAUGGGAAGCACUGAUAAUCAAAUACGAAAAUAAACGUUAUCUGGGCAUUAACUAUUUCAAACAGUUAAUGUCUUUUAAAACUGUAAACUCAUCACAGUUGCAUAACUUUAUCGAGAAAUUUGAUACUGCUGUACAAGCAUUAAAUCAAUUAAAUAUUCCAGACCUGUAUGAUUUUUUACUAACAUAGAUCGCUCUAUCCAAAUUAAAUACCAAUUUACAGGAAAAAUUUGAAAAUUAUUUUCAGGGCGAAUAUCCUUCCUAUAAAGAAUUAUUACAAUUCAUAAAUAAAGUGCAAAAAGGUCAAAGCUAUAUUUAUGAUUUGCGCGAGAAGGUUACGAAAACCAACAUAUCUCAUUCUGUGGUCACCAGCAAUGUCAAAUCGCUUCAAUGUUACUUAUGCAACGCAAGUCAUAAUAUUUUUAAAUGCUCGCAAUUUCUAGAAUUAGAUAUCAAUGACAGAUGGUAGGCAAUUAAGAGAUUGAAUCUUUGUUCGAAUUGCCUGAGUCAUAAACGUAACAGUCCGUGUCAUUCUAAGAAAACAUGUCUGUAUUGUAAUACCAAAUAUCAUACUUCAUUACAUUCAAAUAAUUGUGUUGACAAUACAAAACAAUUUCCAACAGAUAUUCAUUCCAAAAAUUCGAAGCAAAAAAUUUCCGAUUCCAAUUCAAGUAAUAUUUUAUGCGUUGUAAA
Messenger RNA from Ctenocephalides felis (cat flea), 1460 nucleotides. RefSeq lists its product as uncharacterized. NCBI's taxonomy places the organism in Eukaryota, Metazoa, Arthropoda, Insecta, Siphonaptera, Pulicidae. The record is from RefSeq and is a predicted model, not a curated record. The transcript has 2 exons. The coding region runs from base 195 to 641 and encodes 148 amino acids.